CUUUGCUAUUGUUCACCUGAGUCGGUAGACACAUCCGUGCACGUACGCUUACGCAUGCACACAAAACACUAGUCAAUAACUAUAAACAUACACCCAUAUUUGACCAUUCAAUACUCUUUUUGCGGGAAUAGACCUUUUGCUUUAAAAACCCCACCAUUGAAUAGCUGCCUUUUUUCUUUCUUAUCAAUUUACUUUAAGCUACUAUCAUUCGCAUCCUAAGUUCACUUAAUCGUUAUCAAUCAGCACCGUCACCUCAACCACACUCCUUUCAUCUUUCCUAAGCCCACUCACUCGUUCAUUUUUAUUACCGUCUCUUUGACAUCCCUUAUACAACCGCCACUCUCUAUUUUAAUAUAAUUACUGAUACUACUAUGAAAGCCGAUCAACGUGGUACUACCAAUGGUGCAGCUGGAUCUGCAUCUUCCUAUAUUGAUAUCAACAAGAUGACCAUGUUAGGAUUCAGCCAAACCCAAAUCGAGGACAUGGUCCAGCUGGCAUUGACUGUGUCCCCCUCGCAACGACGCCGGCGUCCCCGUAUCCGCAAACGCGAUCCUACUCGUGUCCCUCGUCCCAUGAACUGUUUUUUGGCCUAUCGUCUCGAGAAGCAGAAGCAAAUUGCAGCGAUAUGCCCGGGUACAAACCACCGUGAAAUUUCGAAGGUCGUGGCCAAGUGGUGGAGCGAAGAGCCGGAAGUCGAAAAGCAAAAGUAUCGUGAUCUUGCUGAGCAGGACAAGCGAAUUCAUAAAGAAAAGUAUCCCGGCUAUAAGUACGCGCCAAAGAAAAAGCGUCAGCGUCCUGCCACCGAUAUCAGCAGCAGAACCAACAAGUUUUGUAGAACCGGCAACAGCGAAAAGAAAGAGAAUUCCGUCGCCGUUGACUGCAAAACCGUCAAAAUGGAACCGUUGCCAUCGCCAGUAAAUGAAGUUGCCGUGACAGCAACAGGGUUGGCCAUGACGACGAGCGACCUACAACAAGGAGCGCAGCAGCAAAACGCCUGCUAUUAUAACACCUCUCCAGUAAACCAGCUCUCUUAUCCUUCUGAGUUCCCAUGGUUCAGGCCUACUGGUGAGGUCGUCCUUCCGGCACUCGCGGAUCAUUCGGCAGCAAUGAUUCCUACGACAUCUUAUGAGCACAACAGCAACCUGACCCAAGAUAUUCUCUAUGAUCCGAGCCAUGAAAGCAGCUUUAGCAACGACAGCUAUCACGCCUAUACUGCAGCAUAUCGCAUUACCGCCACCGGAUCCGCGUUUUGGGCCGCUCCUGUUAAUGCUACCUUUACUCCACCCAUGCAGCACCAGCAAUCGGAAAUCUCGUGGGUCAGCAGCAGCUACAACAACAACAACACUCCGCCAUCGUCACUUAUCACUACACCAUCCACUGUCGAACUAUCACCCAUCUAUGAGCCUACGUCUUCUGGAUUCGACGUGGAAGCCACUGUUCCUCGUUGGGACGACAUUGUCAAAUCCGCUUUCUCGCACUACAGCCAGCCCGAACAACAACACGAUCAUCAACAACAGCUUGUCGAAGAACAUCAUUUGAAGGAUCUGUAUCAGCUUGACCAUCAGUCAUCCUACAAUCCGACACCAUUCGCAGACCUCAAUGAGCCGCUCUAUGCAGACACAGCAAGUGGAAUAUCGCAUGAUAUCUCCUUGUUGGAUGCACUUCAUACUAUAGAAACCAUCGCCCCAUCUCAAAUUCACCUUGAUAGCAACGCUUGUACAGAUUAAAGCUACUUAUUAGCAUACACCACUAUUAACGACAUUUGAAACUUUAUGUUUGUACACUAAAAAAUAAAAGCACUAGGCUUUAUAGGCCCUAUUUUUGUUUGAACAGUAUAUCAUCAUGCAAAGUGCUGCAAAAUCACUGCUGCGCUAUGAUACCAACAUUACCGAUGAUCAUCGAUCUUCAUUUAAUCAUCGAAAAGAAAUUGCAUAUAAGCAUUGCCAAAACCAUAAAGAAAGACUGGAUUUGCAUAGACAUCUCCCUUGAGGACAUGGUAGUCAGUCACCUUUAUAAUAUUGAUACCCCGAGAACUAUCCCUCCAAUAAAAUCUGAAUACAAGAAAGAGC
Messenger RNA from Zychaea mexicana, 2069 nucleotides. RefSeq lists its product as uncharacterized. The record is from RefSeq and is a predicted model, not a curated record. The transcript is spliced from 2 exons. Bases 372 to 1727 code for a protein of 451 amino acids. NCBI's taxonomy places the organism in Eukaryota, Fungi, Mucoromycota, Mucoromycetes, Mucorales, Lichtheimiaceae. Gene Ontology annotation, biological process: regulation of transcription by RNA polymerase II. Gene Ontology annotation, cellular component: nucleus. Gene Ontology annotation, molecular function: RNA polymerase II cis-regulatory region sequence-specific DNA binding; DNA-binding transcription factor activity, RNA polymerase II-specific.